AUGCCGCGCCGCCCCGCCGCGGACCGCCUCGCGCACCUCCCCGCCGCGCUCGCAGGCUUCGUCCGUGCGCGCGCUGCGGGGUCUGCCUCCGCGUGGUGCCGGUUCUCUUACGGCAACGCGCUGGCCGCCUGUGCCGCCGCCUCCGCGCAGUUGGUCUUCGCGGAGCAGCUCUACUGCGCAGCCUGGAAGGAUGGGCUCUCGCGGGACGCGUACAUCUGCAGCACCAUGGUGGACCUGCUCGCCAAGCACGGCCGCCUGGGCGAUGCGCUGCGGGCGUUCGAGGACGGGGAUCGCGGAAGCGCGGUCUGCUGGAACACGGUUAUCUCCGGGGCGGCGCGCAACGGUGAACACGCGCUCGGAGUCGAGAUGUUCCGCGACAUGGUGAGGAGUUCCUCCUGCGAGCCCAACUCGUUCACGUAUUCUGGGGCGCUCAGCGCGUGCGCGGCUGGUGCAGAGUUGGGGGUUGGCAGGGCGGUGCAUGGGAUGGUGCUCCGGCGUGAUCCCGAGUACGAUGUCUUCGUUGGGACAUCCAUCGUUAACAUGUAUGUGAAAUGUGGUCAGAUGGGGGCUGCCAUGAAUGAGUUCUGGAGGAUGCCAAUCCGGAAUGUGGUUUCCUGGACAACUGCGAUUGCUGGUUUCGUGCAAGAGGAGGACCCAGUAAGUGCAAUGCUGCUGCUUACGGAAAUGAUGCGGAGUGGUGUGGCAAUCAACAAGUACACGGCUACGAGCAUAUUGCUCGCCUGCUGUCAGAUGUCCAUGAUACGGGAGGCUAACCAGGUGCACGGCAUGAUUAUGAAGACUGAGCUGUACUUGGAUCAUGUUGUCAAGGAGGCUUUGAUUUCCACAUAUGCAAAUGUUGGGGCUGUUCAGCUGUGUGAGAAGGUGUUUCAAGAAGUUGGCACAGUUAACAACAGAAGCAUCUGGUCGGCUUUCAUAUCUGGGGUUAGCAGGCAUAGCCUACAAAGAUCAAUUCAGCUGUUAAGGAGGAUGUUAUGUCAGGGCCUAAGACCGAAUGACAAAUGCUACGCUUCUGUUUUCAGCUCUGUUGACUCAUCUGAGCUUGGCAGACAGCUGCAUUCAUUGGUCAUAAAAGAUGGGUUUAUUCAUGCUGUUCUUGUGGCAAGUGCGCUCUCCACCAUGUACUCCAGAUGUAAGGAUUUGAAGGAUAGCUACAAGGUUUUUGAAGAGAUGCAGGAACGGGAUGAAGUGUCAUGGACAUCAAUGGUUGCUGGUUUUGCAACACAUGCCUGCAAUAUACCGGAGUGUUUGCUCAAAGGGAAGGAAGUUCAUGGACAUGUCCUUCGUGCCUAUGGAGGAACCACGUCCAUUAACCAUUGCCUUGUUUCCAUGUAUUCCAAAUGUAAAGAUGUACAAACAGCUCGGAGACUUUUUGACGCAACUCCAUGCAAAGACCAGAUCAUGCUAUCUUCAAUGAUAUCUGGAUAUGCUAUUAAUGGUUAUAGUGAGGAGGCAAUCUCAUUGUUUCAGCUUAUGUUGGCAGCUGGUUUUCAUAUAGAUAGGUUUUUAUGCUCAUCUAUUAUUAGCAUCUGUGCUGACAUGGCACCAUUCUAUGGUAAACUGUUACACGGGUAUUCAGCCAAAGUAGGCAUACUGUCUGAUCUAUCUGUGAGCAGUUCACUUGUGAAGUUAUACUCCAAAAGUGGCAACCUGGAUGAUUCUCGUAAAGUUUUUGAUGAAAUAGAUGUUCCGGAUUUAGUUACAUGGACAGCGAUAGUUGAUGGAUAUGCUCAGCAUGGAAGCAGUCAGGAUGCUUUGGCGAUGUUUGAUUUGAUGAUUAGAUGUGGGGUAAAACCAGACACUGUCAUACUUGUGAGUGUUUUGUCUGCUUGUGGCCGAAAUGGUUUGGUUGAAGAAGGGUUCAAACAUUUUAAUUCAAUGAGAACUGUGUAUGGGGUUGAGCCAGUGUUGCACCACUACUGCUGUAUAGUUGAUUUACUUGGUAGAUCUGGGAGGCUUGUAGAGGCAAAAAGUUUUAUUGAGAGUAUGCCUGUGAAACCUGAUUCAAUGGUGUGGAGCACACUGCUUGCUGCUUGCAGAGUUCAUGAUGAUGCUGUACUUGGACGUUUUGUAGAAAAUAAGAUCCGUGAAGAAAAUUGUGAUUCAGGGUGUUUUGCUGCUAUGUCAAACAUUCGAGCAAAUUCUGGAGACUGGGAAGGUGUAAUGGAAAUAAGAAAAUCAGUCAAGGAUGUGAAGAAAGAACCUGGAUGGAGUUUAUUGGAAGAAUAA
Molecule: messenger RNA, 2247 nt
Organism: Miscanthus lutarioriparius
Lineage: Eukaryota; Viridiplantae; Streptophyta; Magnoliopsida; Poales; Poaceae
Source: the annotation of a GenBank genome assembly